AUGGCGUCUCCUCCAUCUUCCACCGUGAUCGAGAUGCCUCAAUCUCCACACGCCAACGCCGGCGUGCCGAUGGCUCCAACGACGCCCAAGGACGCCGGCGACGUCCCGACCAUGGCAUCCGCAGCAACUGCAGGACUAGAACCCACGGCGACGGACAAGGUCAUGUCGAGCGAAGCGAACCUCGCACAGCUCCUACCGACCGGCACGGUGCUGGCGUACCAAGCGCUGUCCCCAUCCUUCACCAACCAUGGCAAGUGCUUCUCCUCCAACCGGUGGCUCACCGCGGCGCUGGUUAUCGUCCUCACCAUCUCGUGCGUCCUCUUCACCUUCACCGACAGCGUACUCGGCCGCGACCAAAAGCUCUACUAUGGCAUCGCCACGCCGCGCGGCUUCAACGUCUUCAACUUCUCGGACGAAGAGGAGAAGCUGCAGUGGACUCCCGCUGAGUUCCGGAGGCUCCGCAUCCGGCCGCUCGAUUUCAUCCGCGCAGUCUUCACGGCCCUGGUGUUCCUCACCGUGGCUUUCAGCGACGUGGGGCUGCAGAACUGCUUCUUCCCGGACGCUGGCAUGAACACCCAGGAGCUUCUCAAGAACCUGCCUCUGGGCAUCGCGUUUCUGUCCAGUUUUGUGUUCAUGAUCUUCCCCACAAAAAGGAAGGGCAUCGGCUACAGCGACACCACUCCUCGCCAAAAGCUCACUUGAUG
Molecule: messenger RNA, 704 nt
Organism: Triticum aestivum (bread wheat)
Lineage: Eukaryota; Viridiplantae; Streptophyta; Magnoliopsida; Poales; Poaceae
Product: protein DMP3
Exons: 1
Coding region: 1-702 (233 amino acids)
Biological process (GO): endomembrane system organization
Source: RefSeq, a predicted model, not a curated record